Messenger RNA from Vigna radiata var. radiata (mung bean), 2473 nucleotides. RefSeq names its product UTP:RNA uridylyltransferase 1. Bases 111 to 2267 code for a protein of 718 amino acids. Gene Ontology annotation, molecular function: RNA uridylyltransferase activity. The transcript is spliced from 6 exons. NCBI's taxonomy places the organism in Eukaryota, Viridiplantae, Streptophyta, Magnoliopsida, Fabales, Fabaceae. The record is from RefSeq and is a predicted model, not a curated record.
UCACACACACUCCCAUUCCUACACUUCUCUGAGUUUCUCUCUCAACGCUCUCUCUUCCCUCGCAAUCUCACAACUGCCACGUCACCCUCUCUCCGCCGCCAACCGCCUCCAUGAACGGCGGUGGAGGUGACCUGCCACUGCCGCCGACGCCCUCUAACGGCGGUGAGUUCCUCCUCUCACUCAUCCAACGUCCUCACCACCACCACCACCAACACCCGCGGCAACAGUCUCCGGCGAUAGAUCCCGCCGUCGCCGUCGUCGGUCCAACGAUCCCCGUUGGCUCGCCGCAGUGGCCAAUCGCCGGCGCCGAUCACCCGCACGCCCUCCCUCUCCCUCACCAUCUUCCUCCUUGGUCCCACACUCUCUCUUCUCCGCUUUACCCACCGAACUUUUUUGGGUUGCCCCAUAACCCUUUUCCCCCUCCUCGGAACCACUUCCCCGUCACCCCGAACUCCGUCACUAACGGCGUCAACGUUAACGCUGGCCUCACCCACGAUCUGCGAAAACUAGGGUUUCCCAUCGAAGAAAAGAACAGCAAGGUCGAUGGUUUCGUCCAGCAGCAAGAACUGAAGCUGCAGUUCGGGUCUUUGCCUACGGUUGCGUACUCUGCAUCUGAAGUUUCUCCCAAUGUGGACUCGUUGCUCAAUUUGAAGUUCAACAGAGGGUACAACGGGUUCGACAGGAACUUGCAUGUAGAUCAACCCAGUUCUAAUUCCAGUGGGAAUGUGGUUCUUCAGGGUAAUCAUGAUGUUGUGGACAGGGAAAGAAGAGGACUUGAGGGUUAUACGGCUAGUGGGUCGUUUUCUCAUGAGGCUAGUAGGGUUCCACCAGGGUUUGGGAACAGGAAUAGAGGGAAGGGUUUGGAGGGUAGGAAAGAUGGUAGGGUGGGGGGUGGUGAAAUGGGUGGGGGUGGAGGUAGAAUUGAGAAUUUGUAUGGUAAGAGGGAAGGUGUUAGAAUGGUUUCUGGUGAAAGAAGCAACGUUAGAGGCAAUGUAGUUCGUGAAAUGGGGCUUGCUGAUCAGCUUGAUCGCCCUGGGCCACCUGCUGGGAGUAACUUGCAUUCCAGUGGUGUGAAUGAGACCGGUGGAAGUGGAGCUAAUGUUGAUGUCCUCGGGGAGAAGUUGGCUGAUUCAUUGCUGAUAGAGGAUGACUCUGAUGACAGGACUAACUCAAGGCAACGCCGCGCCACACGAGAGAAGGAUGCCAGAUCAUCGGAUUCAAGAGGGCAGCAGAUCCUAAGCCAGCGGGCAAGAAUGUACAAAAGGCAGCUAGUUUGUCGAAGGGACAUUGAUGUUCUUAAUGUUCCUUUCCUUGCAAUAUACGAGUCUCUAAUACCUCCUGAAGAAGAAAAGCAGAAGCAAAAGCAAUUAAUGGCAUUGUUGGAGAGAUUAGUUAGCAAAGAAUGGCCAGCAGCUAAGCUUUAUCUCUAUGGAUCAUGUGCUAAUUCGUUUGGUGUUUCUAAAAGUGACAUUGAUGUUUGCCUUGCUAUUGAGGAAGCAGACAUGGACAAAGCUAAGAUUAUAAUGAAAUUGGCAGAUAUUUUGCAAUCAGAUAAUCUGCAGAAUGUGCAGGCAUUGACACGUGCACGGGUUCCCAUAGUAAAGCUCAUGGAUCCAGUGACAGGAAUCUCUUGUGACAUAUGCAUUAACAAUCUUCUAGCUGUUGUGAAUACAAAGCUUCUUCGGGAUUAUGCGCUCAUAGAUCCAAGGUUACGGCAGCUAGCCUUCAUUAUCAAACAUUGGGCUAAGUCAAGAAGAGUCAAUGAAACUUACCAUGGAACUCUGUCUAGCUAUGCGUAUGUUUUGAUGUGCAUUCAUUAUUUACAAAUGAGAAGGCCUGCAAUCCUUCCAUGCUUGCAGGAGAUGGAGACAACGUAUUCUGUGACUGUGGAUGAUAUUAAUUGUGCUUUCUUUGAUAAAGUUGAAAAACUUGGUGAUUUUGGUCGCCAGAACAAGGAAACAAUUGCUCAGCUUGUGAGGGGAUUUUUCCACUACUGGGCAUAUUGUCAUGAUUAUGCAAAUUCUGUUAUAUCUGUACGCACAGGAAGCAUAAUCAGCAAACGGGAGAAGGACUGGACUAGAAGGAUUGGCAAUGAUCGACAUUUGAUAUGUAUAGAGGAUCCUUUUGAAACAUCUCAUGAUCUUGGGCGAGUGGUAGAUAAAUAUAGCAUCAAAGUUCUGAGGGAAGAGUUUGAACGUGCUGCUGAAAUUAUGCAGAAUGAUCCAAAUCCGUGUAUUAAACUUUUUGAGCCAUAUGUUCCUAGUUGAUUUACUGUUUUUUUUGUUUUGUUUUUGGAUAUAGAUUUUAUAGGUGAGGUAAUAGAACUCAGCUUGUAAAGCUUCUUUUACCACAUCUCUCGUAUAUUAUUAACCUAGUCUCAUGUUUAUAACUGUAUUUAUUAGUUAGGGUUUUAAAUCCAUCCUCAAUGUAAAGAACUUUUUUGGCCAAAGGCAUGCAUAUUCGUUUAUUUUGU